Poeciliopsis prolifica (blackstripe livebearer) is the source of this 3566-nucleotide messenger RNA. Its product is annotated as B-cell receptor CD22-like. The record is from RefSeq and is a predicted model, not a curated record. Lineage: Eukaryota; Metazoa; Chordata; Actinopteri; Cyprinodontiformes; Poeciliidae. The coding region runs from base 563 to 2848 and encodes 761 amino acids. The transcript has 12 exons.
UGUCGGCUGCAGGAUGCUGAGCCUGUCUAAUUCACCAGGGGAAGCAGGAUGCGGCACUCAGAUGGAGGCCAGCUUACGGAGCGUUUACCUCAGUUCUGGACAAGGUAAUACUCGGCAGAUUUAGGAAACUCAAUUUAGCUGUUAGAUGGACAGCUGGUAGCACGUCUCAUUCUUUCAGAAGCAGAAGGAAGCGGGAAGAGGAAGUCGGGGGAGUUAUGCAGCUACAAUAUUGUCUACACAAAAUCAGCAGUAGGUUUACGUCAGGGAUGGAACAUUUGCACACUAAAUCAAUAAGCAACUGAUGCUAGAUGUGUGGUACCUGCUGCUUCUGAGUAGGUGUGGACUCUUUUAAGGAAGAUGACUUUUCCACUGAUUGCGUAAACAUAAAGUCAUUGUCUGUUUGAUACUUCACGCUGGAAACAGGGCUUUUUAAACCAGGUUAACAUAAUCUUCAUUGAUAAUUGGAUUUACUGGAAUAAACUUAUUUGGUAAAACAAACAAGGAAAACAAAGAGUUUUGGGAUUUCAAUUACAAGAGUAAACACGACAUCUGUUCAACAAACAUGACUGGAUGUCUGAUGAUUCUUCUCAUCGGCUCUUUACUACAAGGCACCAACUGUAACAAAUUUCAAACUAAAUUGCCACAGACUGUACAAGUUAUGACAGGAUCGUGCGUGACCGUCCCCUGCUCUUUUGACGUAGAGCAGACAUUUGAACAGUACUUACAUGACACCUGUGAAGCUAUAUGGUGUUCCCCAAAAAAUGUUCCACAACUAUCUGACAGCAGUCCUAAAACAGGAAACUUAACAAUGAAAAACUGCACCACAACUUUCAACAAUAUGCAAACUUUGCAUACCAAGACUUAUCACUUCAGAAUCGACUGUAAAAAUGAUCUAAAAUACAGUUUUAUCCCACCAUCUGUAAAAAUUGAGGUCACAGAUCAUUUUCCCUCACCAACUCUGACUCCAUCCACUCUGAAGAUAAAGGAGGGAGAGUCAGUGAGUCUGAUGUGCUCUGCUCCGGCUCCGUGUCUGCCUCAUCCUCCAAAUCUGACUUGGACCCCAACACUGGGGAACAUUCAGGAAACACUGCAUGAGAAUCUGGACAAAACCAAAUUCAAGACCUCUGUUAUGAACUUCAUUGCUUCUCAUCUCCAUCAUGAGCAGAACAUUUCCUGCACUGCUGCGUACAAGAAACAAGAUGGAAGCCCUGAUGCAGCUUUUACUACAUCCUUAAUUCCAGAUGUUUUGUUUUGCCCUAAGAAUGUCACAGUUUCAGUCAGUCCACUUGGUUUGGUUCUAGAGAACAGCAAUGUGACUCUGACGUGCAACAGUGAUGCCAACCCAGCAGAACAGAAUUACACUUGGCAUGGAGUUGAUGAAGGACAGGAAAUUGUCAUUGGAAUUGGAAAGAUUUUAAACAUCACAGUAUCUGGGAACAGAAAGAGUUUUGUCUGCAUGGCUGAAAAUGAUGUUGGAGAACAACGUUCCAGCAUCACUCACAUAGAUGUUCUGUAUUCCCCUAAAAAUGUCUCAGUUUCAGUCAAUCCCUCUGGUCCAAUUCAAGAAAAUAGCAAUGUAAUUCUGACAUGCAACAGUGAUGCAAACCCAGCAGAGCAGAAUUACACCUGGUAUGGAGCUGAUGGAGGACAGGAAAUUGUCAUUGGAACUGGAAAGAUUUUAUAUAUUAUAUUGUCUACAAACCAAAAGAGCUUUUUCUGCAAGGCUGGAAAUGAUCUUGGAGAACAAUAUUCAAACAUCACUCACAUAGAUGUUCUGUAUUCCCCUAAGAAUGUCACAGUUUCAGUCAGUCCUGCUGGUCCAAUUCUGGACAACAGUAACGUGUCUCUGACAUGCAAUAGUGAUGCCAACCCAGCAGAGCAGAAUUACACCUGGUAUGAAGUCAAAGCAGCCCAGGAAAUCGUCACCGGGUCUGGAAAGAUUUUAAAUUUUAAAACAACUACAGACAGAGAGACUUUUUUCUGCAAGGCUCAAAAUGAUUUGGGAGAAGAACGUUCCAACCUCCGUCACAUUGAUGUUCUGUUUCCUUCACAGAUCUUAUUUUCAUCUAAAUGCAUGAAAACUUCAAAUCAAGUCAGCUGUUCCUGUGAAACAGCAGGAAACCCGUCUCCAACAACACAUUGGUACUUGAACGGAAAACCAGUUAUUCAAUCUAGCCAGAUGGUGAUUACACAUGACUUUGUAAAUAGCUCAUACAUGAGGAGCAUCAUCACUGUUGAUGAACCACAGGACAGGGAUCUGUCCACCUUGCAGUGCUUCAGCUCCAAUUCUUUGGGAUCAGCCAGAAAAGAGUUUUGUGUCAGCUGCCUUGAAAACUCAAGAGAAAAUGAAAGUCAAAUCUGGAUGCCAUUGUUCAUCGCCACUGUUGUAGUUUUUCUACUUAUAGUAUGCACUUUGCUGCUUGUUAUUGGGUUUCAGAAGACUCACUAUAAACCUAAAAGUGUCACAGCUGCUUCAGGUCAACAUGGAGCCAAAGAGCAAACCACGGCCGACAACCGCGAACCUUCAACUGGAACUGAUCUAAGCUCCAAUCAUCCAGAAAAAAUGACUAAAAGCUCAGCAGACAAAAGUGAAGAUGUGGCGUAUGCUCGUUCAAAAUGGAGAAAAAAUAACAAAGCGAAGGAGGAAGAUAUUUACGUGAACCUUGAACUGUCCGAUGGCUCUUGUUUGAAUGAGAAAAAGUGUGAGAAUGGGGAAGAACAUUGUGUGAGCAGUGAAAAAGAAGUAGGAAGUCUGCACACUGAAGAUAAGACUAAAAAAAUAAGAAAGGAAUCAGAGGUUGUAUAUGCUCAGGUUAAAUUUUGGACCAAAACCCCAGAGUCUCAGUAAAUUAUCAUUCUCUGGACAUAAUAGUGAAAAUAAACUCAAAUGAAAUAAAAGUUAAACAUUGAAAAUCUAGGAGGCCUUAAAAAGAACAAGGUCCUCGUGGCUUACACUUAUUCAUUUCAUUCACCCAUUAGUACCCCAAGCAUACACAUCUAGACUUACACUGUGCAUACUCAGUGCAUGUAGGAUCAUAAAAUUCUCUGUUCAAAUGUUUCCUAAAUACACAACAGAAAAAAAAAUGUAAUGACACAUCAUACAGCAAGCAGGGAAAGUUAAAAUGGAGUAUGCUUUACGUGAGUUUGUUUGGCCACUUGGACAUUGAAAAGCAUGUGAAGCCCUGUGUGACUUUUGGAGCCAAUAUUAUCAUAUAAAGUUGGAACUUAACAUCAAAAAACCCAAGCUGGGAUGUUUAUGCAUGAUGUUUGCAUGUCCAUUGCUUGCAGAGUCGUUUUCUCUGUCUCCUUCUCUCUUCAGUCCAUGUUAGCUGAUUUCUAAAGACAGUUCAUGUAAUUCUGUUUUGUUUUAAGUUUGUCCAUAACAUGGAUCUUUUCUCCAUGUAAUGCACUGACAUCCCAUGGAACAUAUUCUGUCCCUCUUAGCUCCAGGCUUUUAACUAAGGAUCUUUGCUCCAUGACUGCUGAUUAUCCCACUAAUUUACAAUAUCAGGAUGAUACAUGAUAAUAUCUUAUUUGUUAAAAUAAUAAACAACUUUACAAAAACA